Messenger RNA from Jaculus jaculus (lesser Egyptian jerboa), 474 nucleotides. RefSeq names its product NADH:ubiquinone oxidoreductase subunit B4 (gene Ndufb4). Bases 46 to 435 code for a protein of 129 amino acids. The record is from RefSeq and is a predicted model, not a curated record. NCBI's taxonomy places the organism in Eukaryota, Metazoa, Chordata, Mammalia, Rodentia, Dipodidae. The transcript has 3 exons. Gene Ontology annotation, cellular component: mitochondrion.
GCGCAGGCGCCGUUCAGCGCUGGCGGGGGUGGGUGAGCGGCCAAGAUGCCGACGUCCAAGUACGAACCCGCGCCCCUGGCCACUCUGCCCAGCACCCUCGACCCGGCCGAGUACGACAUCACGCCCGGGAAACGGAGGGCGCAGGCCGAGCGCUUGGCCAUCAGAGCCCGGCUGAAGCGGGAAUAUCUGCUUCAGUUGAACGACCCCGGCCGCCGAGGGCAAAUCGAAGAUCCUGCCGUGACUCGUUGGACCUAUGCAAGAACAGCAAACGUCUACCCCAAUUUCAGGCCUACUCCCAAGAACUCGCUCUUAGGAGCACUGUGGGGAUUUGGGCCCCUCAUCUUCUGGUACUAUGUUUUCAAAACUGACAGGGAAAGAAAUGAAAAACUUAUCCGAGAAGGAAAACUGGAUCGAAAACUUAGCCUCUCAUAUUAAGUUUGGCAAGGAUGGCUUAAAUAAAUCUUUUAAUCAUUA